Messenger RNA from Mesorhabditis spiculigera, 4422 nucleotides. The record is from the annotation of a GenBank genome assembly. Lineage: Eukaryota; Metazoa; Nematoda; Chromadorea; Rhabditida; Rhabditidae.
AUGGACCACGGACCCGGAAUUCACCAAAAUGGAAAGCACGGCGAGGUGAACGGCAACGACGAGAAUGUGCUCCAGAUGGACUACACGACCGAAUUCCCCGGACUACCCGCCGCUACGCAGGGCAAGCCAGCAGCUGGCGCCUGGGGUCAGCCUCGUGCCGCUGUUCGUUCUACUACCGUGUCCCAGGUCUACACCCUCACCCCGGACCAGCGUGCCUCCAAGUCGAUGAAACAAUUCGGAAAUGAGGAACAGAAGCGCUGCCAGCAGAUCGCCCAGGCCACCCAGACCCGAAUCGAGCUCAGCGAGUCCAAGGACGGGUCCCUCACCGUCAUGAUCAAGGGCACCCGGCCGCACGUGGAGGAGGCGCACGCCAAGAUCGUUCGCGAACUUCAGACCCAACUUUCCAAGGAGAUCGAGAUCCCCAAGGAGCACCACCGCAUUCUGAUCGGCAAAGCAGGCGAAACUCUGCGACAGCUGGAGGCCGAGACAAACUGCCGUAUCCAUAUCCCGGGUCGUGAUGACGCCCACAAGGCGAUCAAGGUUACGGGGCCCCGCGACGGAAUCGAGAAGGCGCUCGCCCACAUCAAGCGCGUCUCCGAUCAACAAGCCAAGCUCGCCGUCGAGAAGAUCCGUUGCCCGAAGGUGCUGAUCCCUUGGGUCCGCGGGCCCAACAAUGAGCUGCAUGAUCAACUCGUCGCCGCGCACAGUGUCAAGAUCAACAUCCCGCCCCCGGCUGCCACCGAUGAGACGAUCGUCAUCACUGGAGAACGGGAGGGUGUCGCCAAGGUCGCCGCCACGCUCAAGCAGAUCAUUUCGGAGAAGGAGCGCGUCGUCAAGAGUGUUACUUGCGAGGUCGCCCGAGCUCAACAUCGUUACGUCAUCGGCCAGCAGCGCAGCGGUCUCCACGAGAUUCUGCGUGAAACCGGUGUCAGCGUCGAGGUGCCGAACGAGGAUCAAAACAGCGACACUAUCACCCUUCGCGGAGAUCCCGCAAAGCUCGGAGAUGCGCUUGCUCGCGUCAUCUCGCGCGCCUCUUCCGUCAUCACCGCACAGGUUGCUGCCCCCACAUGGCUACACAAGCACCUGAUUGGCCCGAAAGGCACGACUUUGGCUGCCCUCCUCCCCAACCGCGACAAGGUGCACGUUGACUUCGACGAUUCGGGCGCAAUCUUCCUCGAGGGCCCGCCCGGCGAGGUCAAGGCCGUCCAGGAAACGCUCUCCGGCGAGGUGACCCGUCUCACCAAGGACAUGGCCAUCGAGAAGAUCAAGGUCCACCCUACCCUCCACCGUCACGUCAUUGGACGUGGUGGCGCUCUCAUCGGCAAGAUCAAGGACGAGACUGGCGUGCAGAUCACGGUGCCCAACGAGAAGACGAACAGCGAUGAGAUCAUCGUUGAGGGCAAGAAGGCCGGCGUGCAAAAGGCCGUGUCCGAAAUUCGCCAGAUCGUCUCCAAGAUCGAGAACGAGAAGUCCCGCGACAUCAUCAUCGAGCAGCGCUUCCACAAGUUGAUCAUCGGCCAGAAGGGAGGCGAGAUCCAAAAGCUCCGCAACACCUACCCCUCGGUCGUCUUCUCCCUGCCCGAGGCUAACAAAAAGAGCGACGUGAUCAACCUUCGCGGUGAUAAGAACGAGGUCGACAAUGCCUACAAGCAGCUGCAAAAGAUUGCCAAGGACUUGCUCGAGAGCAACUACCAGGAAUCCGUUCCUGUCUUCAAGGAGUUCAUCAAGCACAUCGUCGGCAAGGGUGGCGUCAACAUUCGCAAAAUUCGCGACGAAACCAACACCCGCAUCGAUAUGUCAGAGGGAGGCAGCACCGACGACAAGAUCUACGUCACCGGCAAGAAGGAGAACGUCGAGAAAGCGGUUGCUCAGAUCGAGAAGAUCCAAAGCGAACUCGCAUCCAUCGUCAACCUCGAAGUUAUCAUCCCGGUCAAGGUGCAAUCUCGUCUGCUCGGCGGUGGGCGCCGUCUCAUUCUCGACAUCCAAGAGGAAUGCGGUGGCGUGCACAUCAAGUUCCCCUCGGAGAAGAGCGAGUCCGAAAAGGUGACCGUCCAGGGACCCCAAGCUGAUGCCGAGAAGGCCGUGGCACUCCUCGAGAAGAUGGCCAAGGAUAAGCUUGACACCCAUGAGGACACGCUCAAGGCCAAGCCCGAGUUCCACCGCUUCCUCAUCGGAAAGGGAGGAUCCCGCAUCAACAAACUGCGCGAGCAGUACGAUGUGCGCGUGAUGUUCCCGCGCGAGGACGACCAGGACAAGGAGACCAUCCACCUCCUGGGCAAGAAGGAAGACGUUGAGUCGACCAAGAAGGAGCUGGAGGCCCUGAUCAAGCAGCUCAAUGAGACCGUUGAACUGACGGUCGAGGUCCCGGCCAAGUACCACAAGAACUUCCUGCUCCGCGGUGCGCAUCUAGUCAAGGAGAUUCAGGACUUGAAUGGUGGUGUGCAGAUCUCGUUCCCGAAACAGGCUGAUGGCGGGUCGACUGUGACGAUCAAGGGCUCGAAGCAAUGCGCCGAGUCUGCCAAGCAGCGUAUCGAGGAUGUCGUCGAAGAUUUCGAGCACCACGCCUCCAUUCAGGUCGAGAUCCCUGCUCAGUACCACCGCUCCAUCUUGGCCGGCCGCGGCCAGAAGGUUCACGAUCUGCAGACCCAGCACGGCGUUCACAUCCGCUUCCCGGACCGUCGUCAAGAGAACGCUGAAAACGGCCCUGAUGCAAACAUUGUCACGAUCAGCGGACGCGACACCAAGUGUGAGGCAGCUCGUGAGGCCCUGCUCGCUCUGGUUCCGAUUAGCAAGCGGGUCACCGUUCCCUUCGAGAUGCACCGCUUCCUUAUUGGCCGUGGUGGCGAAACUGUGCGCAAGAUCAUGCAAGACUGCGACGUCAACAUCGCCAUCCCGAAGGAGGAGCAGCAGACGGAGGAGAUCACCAUCACCGGGGCCCACGAAGCCGUCGAGUUGGCCAUCCAGGCCAUCGAUGAGAAGCGCGUCGAGUUCGAUGCCCAGGCCGAGGACCGCCGCCUGAAGAGCUGGGAGCUGGAGCUUGAGAUUCCCGCCAUCUACCACCAGAAGAUCAUCGGACCUCGCGGAGCCACCGUCAACCAGAUCCGCCAGAAGCACGACGUCCAGAUUUCGCUGCCACGCGGCGAGGACCGUUCUGACAAGAUCACCAUCCAGGGAUAUGAAGCCAACGCGCGUGCCUGCGCCGAAGAAAUCGAGGAGAUGCUCGCCGCCCUCAAGUCGAUGGUCACUCAAGAAAUCUCGCUCGAUGCCCGCUUCCACCCGCGUCUCAUCGGCCAACGCGGCAAGAACCUGAAGCGCGUCAUGGACGAAUUCGGCGUCGAAAUCACGCUGUCCCGCGAUGACGCCGACCCGAACAAGGUCGUGGUGGCCGGAAAGAACGAGGACUCCGUCUGGGACUGCAUCGACUACCUGCGCCAAGAGGAGGAAGACUAUCUCGCCGAGCACCAGGACCGCAGCCAGUACAUGUCGCAGCGUGCCCCGGUGGCCGAGCAGAAACCCAAGCAGCAAUCCGUCCAAACUACCGGUUCUACAGGCAGCCAGUUUGUCCUGCACCCUACCGGUAUCAUUAUUUAUUUCUGGAAUCCAACGCUGCCGAUGACGCUUAUGUGGUUUCGGCGCCAUAAUUCACAAUCGGCGAAUGGCGAUGGUCAAUGGGGAUUUACGAGAGAGAUGGGCAGCGCGGAAGCUGAAUGCAAAUUUCUGAAUCGACUGUUGGUGACGUUGCCUCAACAUCGAGUCUCCUUCACCUGUCACGGCGGUGAUGGGCCGAAUGCGCCUAUCUAUCGCGAUGCGUUGUGCGUGUAUCGCAAAUCGACGACUGUUUCCCGCGGUGAACCUUUGGAAGAACUUUGUCCGAUACUACGAGAAGAGCGACUCCGACCCCGUCAACCUCAUCACAUGGCGCUUUCGUUCCGCCCGGUACCAGCCAAUCCGGGGUAUUGCGCAGUGUUCGAGCAGAUUGCCCACAUUCCGAGAAUUUCCUUCGGUCUAGGCUACGGUUUCAACAAUUGCUGGGUGCCGGCCUUGGAAGUGGCCACACUGAUCCUCGAAGCCGCUUUAGUUACGUAUCGUCCCAUCGGGGAUACAGCGCGAAUCACGACGAUUGGGAUCGAAACCUGGCUUGAACAUGAUCAACAGCCGGCUGAAUACCGUCUCACCGAUGCACUGCGGACCCUCCUCGAAAACAGCCUUAGCGCCACCGACGAAGUGUCGUUCUAUCGCAAAACUACGCUACUUACCGGUCUUCUACGCCCGCCUGGCAAGGCCAUUAUCGACAAAGUCAAAAUUGUUCUCGCACAAAAUUGCGAGCCCGGCCACGUGGAGCUUCGACGAGAGAAGGGGUGGCUGAAUAGGUACGAUUGCGUGGAGAAAUGGCCGAAAGAAGAAGAAACCGGGAUUUCACCA